Ricinus communis (castor bean) is the source of this 797-nucleotide messenger RNA. Its product is annotated as GPI-anchored protein LLG1. The coding region runs from base 228 to 797 and encodes 189 amino acids. The record is from RefSeq and is a predicted model, not a curated record. Lineage: Eukaryota; Viridiplantae; Streptophyta; Magnoliopsida; Malpighiales; Euphorbiaceae. The transcript is spliced from 4 exons.
CAGACAGAAAAGAAAAAUGAUUGUAUGAGAUCCUCUAGAAGGGCCGACUUUGAUUAAGAAUCCAAAUUAGGCAGGGGGAGACCGAAAUGUCUUGGUCUGCCUGGCUGUCUAGAUGAUCCACCAUGAAACGUCAAAGAAAAAAUUUGCACUAAAUUCCUCGCUACCCAGUUCUCGCCUUAUUAUAUGUAGAACCAAGAAGUAACAAGUAAAUAAAGAAAUAAGAAAAAAUGGAGUUGAGUCAGUGUUCUAAAAGUAUUUUCUUCUUGUUGUUGAUGGUCCUCUUUGCUUCUCCUUCUUCUUCUUCUUCUUCUUCUGCUUCCAGUUCCUUUUCAGAUUCUGUUUUUGACUCUCAUGGUUCUACUGGGAGGAAUCUGCUGCAGGCUAAGAAAGCUUGCCCAGUAAACUUUGAGUUCCAGAACUAUACAAUCAUCACAAGUCAAUGUAAAGGGCCCAAGUACCCUCCCAAAACCUGCUGUGCAGCAUUCAAGGAAUUUGCUUGCCCUUUUGCGGAUGUCUUGAAUGACUUGACCAAUAACUGUGCAUCAACCAUGUUCAGCUACAUCAACCUCUAUGGGAAAUACCCUCCUGGCCUUUUUGCCAGUGCUUGCCGGGGAAGGAAAAAGGGGCUUCUUGCCUGCAACCCCACCCACCGCGAUUCGCUCGAUGCUUGCCCAGUAAACUUUGAGUUCCGAACUAUACAAUCAUCACAAGUCAAUGUAAAGGGCCCAAGUACCCUCCCAAAACUGGCAUGCGACAUUCAAGGAAUUUGCUUGCCCUUUUGCGGAUGUCUUGAAUGA